This is a messenger RNA of Papaver somniferum (opium poppy), 810 nucleotides long. RefSeq names its product homeobox-leucine zipper protein ATHB-21-like. Bases 1 to 810 code for a protein of 269 amino acids. The transcript has 3 exons. Gene Ontology annotation, molecular function: sequence-specific DNA binding; DNA-binding transcription factor activity, RNA polymerase II-specific. The record is from RefSeq and is a predicted model, not a curated record. Gene Ontology annotation, cellular component: nucleus. Lineage: Eukaryota; Viridiplantae; Streptophyta; Magnoliopsida; Ranunculales; Papaveraceae. Gene Ontology annotation, biological process: positive regulation of DNA-templated transcription.
AUGGCUAAUUGGAGUUAUUGCAGUAGUAGGACUCCUCAAAUUCUUUCCCCAACUAGUACGACAUCAGGAGGAGAGCAACAACAGCAGAAUUAUGUGUCACUUGUUCAUGAUCAUCGCUACCUCUAUGAAUCCUUUGGUCACCCAUAUCCAGGAUAUGUAGGAGCAGAGAUGAUGAAGCUUUGGUCUAGUAGUGCGUAUGAAUGCGGAGCUGAAAAUGGUGUGGGAGGUCAUGAUGCAAACAUCAACAACCAAGUGGAGACGAGGAGGAAGAUGCGGUUGUCUAGUGAACAAGUAGAUGCGUUGGAGAGGAGUUUCCAAGAGGAGAUAGAGCUGGAUCAACAGCCGGGUGCUACCCUCGACGAAAGGAAGAAUAAGGUAAAGCUGGACCCGGAAAGGAAAAUGAAGCUGUCGAGGGAAUUAGGUCUGCAUCCUCGCCAAGUAGCUAUAUGGUUUCAAAAUCGACGUGCCAGGCUUAAAGGAAAGAAAAUUGAAGAACUAUACAAUGUACUUAAGCAGGAUUUUGAGAAUGUCUCGAAGGAAAAUCAGGAACUCAAACAAGAGGUUAUGAAACUAAAAAGCAGACUUGACGAUCGGGAGUCUAUGCAAACAUCCACACGAUACGUAAUGUUACCAAGGGAAGCUAAUCAUCAUGAUAAAUUUGUCGAUGACAGCACAAGCACAAGGAUUUCUGCCAACCAUCCAAACAAUAUUUCAGGGUCCAGUACUUAUUUGUUUGGCGAGGACUAUUAUUCGACAAUGUCUUCACUUCCUUAUUUUGAUGUUCCUCACUGUUAUCCCUCAUCACAGUGA